Messenger RNA from Ogataea haglerorum, 3381 nucleotides. RefSeq lists its product as uncharacterized. The record is from RefSeq and is a predicted model, not a curated record. The transcript has a single exon. Gene Ontology annotation, cellular component: cellular bud tip; cellular bud neck; actomyosin contractile ring. Bases 1 to 3381 code for a protein of 1126 amino acids. Gene Ontology annotation, molecular function: MAP kinase scaffold activity. Lineage: Eukaryota; Fungi; Ascomycota; Pichiomycetes; Pichiales; Pichiaceae. Gene Ontology annotation, biological process: mating projection formation; invasive filamentous growth; bipolar cellular bud site selection.
AUGACGGACGUGCAACGCAUCCUGCACUACCACAAGGUGCUCAAGGAUUUUCUGGACACCUCCUCAGAUGCACUAACGCCGGUGACCUCGUCCAGAGUCAUCAAGGCUAGAGAGAAACUGGGCAAGCUCACGAGCUCGCAAUUCUUUGAUCUGAGCACGGAUGUUUACGACGAACUACAGCGGCGGACCACUUCAGAGUCGCUGCGGCCGUCUUUCCUGCCGGCGCAGUCUAAUUUCCAUCCUAAACGGAACCAGGCCAGACAGAAGCUGGCGUCUUUGCCAGCGGGUCGAUUCAAAGAUCUAGUCAACGAUGUUCUUUUUGAGAUCGAAAGACACCAGUCCCAGUACAUUAAGGCAGAAGACCAGAUUACCAGCCGCGCCGUGGAUGACAUGCCGAAGGACUCGAGAGAGACAAACGACCCCUUCCAGACCAAGGCGGUAAAUGAGAUGCCCAAAAGCUACAACAAAAAGCAGGACUUGGUGGUGAACACAGUGAAUCUCCAGACGCCGAUAAGCGAUAGGUUCCAACUGUCUCCCGAUACGCCUACACAGCGGGAGAUCAAGAGCACCAAGGUUGUGCCCCAAAAGUCCGAAUUAUCCUGGUCCAGCGACGAAGAUGAGAUUCCAGAAUACAAGCCGUCGGGAAAUAGACGCUCGAACGAGUCUUUGCCGGAGAAAAGCCCAGCCAAAAGUCCGGCCAAGAGCGUUCCGCUUCCUUCGCCAGCGCGCUCGCAGCAGUACGCAGAGUCUCUCAAAAGCCCCGAGGCGGCCCGGUCGAAUGCCGCGUACGCUACUGCCCAGAGACUUUCGAACGGCAGAGAUAAGGACAGGGACAUGGAUCUGCUGAUGGAAGAGAGCAGCAAGAUGGACGAGAGGAUUUCCAGUCUUGAGUCCGAAUUGUCGGAUCUAAAGAAGCAGAAGGCCGAGCUUGAGUCUGAACACACCCAACUCUCUGCAUCCAACGACCAGCUCAAGAACGAGCUCAAGAAAUAUAAUAGAAUGUCGAAGGACAUGAAGAGACUGCUGGAGGAGAAAGAGCAGCUGAAUAGAACCGUCAAGGAGAAACAUGAAAACAUGAUUGCCCUGCAGGAACAGCUGCGGGGGAUUUCUGACAGCCAGGGCCACAAGCCUGAGACAGAGGACGCACUGAAAGACCUCCAGGCCAAGCACGACACGCUCUUGGACGAGCACAAUUCCGUUCGGCAGCAGUUGGAGUCUGUGCAGCAGGAGAACCAGAGAAUGGCUGCCGAGCUGCAGGAACUGCAAAGUCUCAAGCAGGAGAAACAGACUAGUGACAAGCUUGACCGAAUGGUGCAGCAGCACAGGACUGCUGUGGACCCCGCGGAAGCUAGCAAGCUCACGAAUCUCAACAAUGACUUGCUAAAAUGGCAGUCCAGAUACGAGGAUGCAAGAUCCGAAAAAAUGGCCAAGUCGCUUUCCAGGUCUGUGGCACUGUCUGCUGAGGAUUUGCAGCCACUUAUCGAACCCAAUGGUUUGGUCACUAUGAUCCAAGCGGUGAACUUUUACUCGUCCGUGGACUCACUGCUCUUGUACGUGACGGAAGAUGAGAUCAGCACAGACCUCUUGUUUGAAAGGACAGCCGUUUUGGUGACUCGUGCAAACGAAAUUGCCAAGGCAGGUGAAGGCGGAUCCGAGGACCUAGCCGACAAGAGCCGGCUGGUGCAGUCUGCCAUUUCGAAUGCCCUCACUAGUGCGCGGUACUAUGCUAUGUACAAGAGUUUUAUUCCGAAGCUGGUGAUGAACACGGCUGUGAACGAUGUGUGCUUUGCGGUGUCGGACUUCCUGAAAGUGGCCAAGUUGACAAGUUCUGACGCUGCGCCACAACCGGUCCAGGAAAGGAACCAGACACCGGUUCCCGAACGGCUGGCUCUUCCCCAUGAUGCUGAGCUCAAGACCCGGGCUGAUUCGUCUUUGGAGAUGUCUGUUUCUCCGGCUCGGUCUUUCCUGAGCGACGAUACAGAAUCGUCUGUUCGGCCGCUCAGAAUCAGACAGAAGUUGAGCCAGGAAGCGGGCAAUGCUUCUGAGGCUCCGAAAAAGCUUUCCAAGCCUCCUAUGUUUUUGACUUCGUCGCCGGCCGGCACUCCAAUUGGACAGAUCCUGGUGACGCCUACGAAAAUAGCCAACGACGGGUUCUUCGACCAGUCGCACAAGUCGUUGGAGGAGGCAGGCGACAAUUCUCAGAGGACCGGCAGUCCAUCAAAUAAUUCCGACAAGACGUCGGAAGAAACCAGAGAAGCAAGCAAACCUUCGCAGCAAAGGGAGCUGCCAAAGGACGCAUCCGGCCCAUCUAAAAUCCAGUCGGAGGAGAAGCCGCCAACCGACACCAACGGCACUCUCUACAAGAACGUCAAUGGCAGCGUGUCGUCGCUGGCCUCAAAGUUCUCUGCCAACCAAGACCAGGAGUCUCCGAUGAAGUCUCAUGCAUCCAAGUCGUCGCCAAAAGGCAACAUCCUUGCGAGGAUGAGAAUGCUGCAAGAGAACAGCGACAACGACAACUCUCCAACAAGAAGCAGGUCCGGGUCGCCAGCCAGAUACGUCUCUGAUACGGCGUCUUCUGCGUUCGACAAGUUUGGAGCGCGCCGGAGGACGAGCGUCGACAGAUCGACCUCUUUGGCCAACGGCACCACCGGCAACCACACAGAGAAGCCGCAGGAGUCGACGGAGCCCGCUAAACAGCCCGCUGAGCAGCCGCCAAGCACGUUGGAGCUGCCGAAGCCAGAAAAACCCGUGUCUGCGGUGCGCGACAGCGUCUACGACAACCCGAUGGCCCAGGAAGAGCCGGUGAGCAGAGAUGGCCCGUCGUCGGGGCUCACGAUUCCGAGCGCCGGGAGCGCGCUCCAGCCGCUAAGCGCACAGGACGAGACCACGGCCGAGAACUUCGAGGUGGAAAAGUUCAACACGCUGGACCCAGACAACACCCUCAAGGAGCUGUUGCUGUAUCUGGAGCACCAGACCGUGGAGGUGAUUGCGGCGAUCCAGAAACUGCUGGAAUCCAUCAAGAACCCGAAGGCCACGAAGCUGCUGCUCAAGAACGGCGCCGGCCAGAUCAUCGAGGUGGUCAAGCAGAUGGCCGAGGGAACGAACACGCUGAUGGCGCAGACGAGGUACGCCGAGCAGAUGGGCCACGCGCAGUACGUGGUGGAGGUUCUGGAGGACUGUGUGCGCCGGAUGGAGGCGCUGUAUUCCAGCGGAGACGAGCGCAGAGACGGCGAGUACGCGGACAAGGCGUUCAAACAGCGGUCUGCAGGCAUCGCGUUCGACGUCGCGCGCAGCACGAAGGAGCUCGUCAAGACUGUCGAGGAGGCAAGUCUACGCGACGACAUUGCUGUGAUCGACUCGAGACUCAACGGGGGCGUGUAG